AUGGCCCUGAAACGCAUCAAGAAGGAGCUGGACGACCUGAAACGCGACCCGCCGGCUCAGUGCUCCGCCGGUCCCGUCGGCGAUGAUCUCUACAACUGGCAGGCGACCAUCUCCGGGCCGUCAGAGUCGCCCUACCAGGGCGGCGUCUUCUUUCUGGUCAUCACCUUUCCCACUGACUACCCAUUCAAGCCGCCUCGAGUGCGCUUCACCACCAAGAUCUACCAUCCCAACAUCAGCAGCAAUGGCAGCAUCUGCCUGGACAUUCUCAAGCACCAGUGGAGCCCGGCGCUGACCAUCAGCAAGGUCCUGCUGAGCAUCUGCUCGCUGCUGUGCGACCCAAACCCGGACGACCCGCUGGUGCCCGACUCGGCCCGAAUGUACAAGGCCGACCGCACCAAGUACAAUGAGAUUGCUCGCGACUGGACUCGCAAGCACGCAAUGUAG
Molecule: messenger RNA, 444 nt
Organism: Rhagoletis zephyria (snowberry fruit fly)
Lineage: Eukaryota; Metazoa; Arthropoda; Insecta; Diptera; Tephritidae
Source: RefSeq, a predicted model, not a curated record